Phlebotomus papatasi is the source of this 1904-nucleotide messenger RNA. RefSeq names its product dual oxidase maturation factor 1 (gene mol). The coding region runs from base 535 to 1797 and encodes 420 amino acids. Lineage: Eukaryota; Metazoa; Arthropoda; Insecta; Diptera; Psychodidae. Gene Ontology annotation, cellular component: endoplasmic reticulum membrane. The transcript is spliced from 6 exons. Gene Ontology annotation, biological process: protein transport. The record is from RefSeq and is a predicted model, not a curated record.
CGUACAUUGGCGCUCACUGCCACUUCUCAGGCUGCCUUCAGACUUUUACGGUGGCUUUUACAGACGGUGGGGACUUUACACAUUUCUCACCCAACGCUCUUGUUAGUCACUUUGAAUCUCUUACCGGGCUCGGAUGUGUCGUCUCUCUGUUGAUUUGUUUCUAUGUGAGCAAGUUGUUCGAAAUACAAAAAUUUGACGGUUUGUUGGUCGAGAGCAAACAAUUAAACGUUUUAGAGAAAUAUCUUUUGUUUUGUCUCUUGUCACUGAAUUUGUAUCACAUUCCUCUUCAACCUCGUGGACUACGCUAAAUCGUGUGAGACUAAUUUUUUGGUAAGUCUCUGUGAAUUUAGAUAUGUCUUGUGGCAUUCAUUCGCCUCGUUUCAAAUCUUAUCGCGAUCGCGAAGUGAUACAUUUUGUCCGUUACAUUUCAAAUUGACAGACUGCAGAAGAAAAAUCAUUAUGCGAUAAAGUUAUACAAAUAAAAGAAGAAAAAAAGUGCGGUAAACGAGAGAAGAGGAGCUCAACAGCCCCACAAUGAAGGGAUGGUUUGACGCCUUCCGAGACGAUGGCGGUCCCACAUUGUAUUCCUUUUCGAACCGAACCCCCGUAACUGGAGAUGUCUCAAUUGUGGCUGUCUCUGUUCUCUUUACAACCAUUUACAUUGCUUUCCUGGUAAUUUUUCCGGGAGUGAGAAAGCAACGAUUCACCACCUUUACGACCGUGACACUCAGUCUAUUCGUCGGCCUAGUCAUAUUAGUUACACGCUUAGGAUCAGCAUGGCAUGUGGCUCAUUCGAGCAUUUUGGCGCCAUAUAAGGCCUUCUCACGAGAAAAACUUCCUGCACGGAUGGGAGCUCAUAUUGGACUGAUGCACGUGAAUAUUACCCUUACAGCACUUCCCAUUGGGAAUUGGACCCCACCGGACAUUGAUUUCAACGAACAAUUUAGCUGGAGUGCGGCUGACGACAUGGGUCACUCCUACAAGAAUUCCCUGCGCCGCGGAUUGCCUUACCCUAUCCUCACCGUGGCCGAAUAUUUCAGUCUGGGCCAAGAGGGCUUUGCAUGGGGUGGUCGAUAUCGAGCGGCCGGAUACUAUGCUAGCAUACUUCUAUGGGCGUCCUUAGCAUCGUGGUUACUUAUGAAUCUCCUUCUAAUUGCUGUGCCGCGCUAUGGUGCAUACAUGAUGUCCCUUACGGGAGCAUUACUUCUCGCCACGGACAUCGGCUACUACCUGCUGCUACCCAAGAGGCCUCUCACGAUAAUCGUCGAGGGUGGCCAGUUGCAGUUCCACUUAGGAUGGUGCUACUGGCUAGUUCUAGUCGCAGGAACCCUGUGCCUAUCCAUAGGAUUAGUAAUUUCUGCCAUAGACCUCGUGUGGCCACACACUUUUUCAACAAUCCUGGAGGUGUACUACGACACACCCUACGACCGUCACGUGAUCCUCGAGGAAUCGCACGAUGUGCGCUACCGCAAGAGGAACAGCAAAGGCCUCGAAGAGCCACCAGGACUGGGUUCUCGCAUCUUGCGACGCCUGUCCUCCAAGACAAGCCAAUUGGCUGGCGUGGAGAACAAAGGCUUCCAGAGCGAGGCGCCCAAGUCACCAUGGCGCUAUCCCUUCCGCCGUACCCAGCUACAACAGGCAAACGGACGCUCGGCUGUGCAGCGGACUCUGUCGCAGGACUCCAUGUCGAGCAUCGCGUCAGCCGCUGGAAAUCCACCAAAUAUGCAUAAAGUGGCACUCUCCAGAGUCCUGCCGAAACCGCCUUUGGAACGAACCAGGGAAUUGUCAAACUGGUGAAUUUGAACAAGAUUGAAGACUUUGUGAUAUUUCAUUGACUCUCAAACGAUCUGUUAAUUUAUGUUUUAGAAAUUCUACAAAUUAGGCAAUAAAAAUUUUAAAAAUUA